UGAAUCUUGAAGCCUCUGAUAUCAAAAUUGGAUUUAUUCAUUGGUUUUCAUGUCUAUUGAUCGUCUGUAGUUAUUAUGCUGAGAUGGGUUUUGCUUUUUAGAUCAUUGCCUGGGAGCUCUAUUAACUAGUUUAUGGCCAUUUAUUCUCUUGGAUUUUGUGCAACUAUUAGUGGCCAUUUCUGCAACUGUUAUCCAUCAUAUCUAUUGUUAGUGUUCCAUCAAUAACUGUUUUAUGUAUUUGUUUUAUACUUAUGUUUUAUAACUAAUUCUGCAUAUAUGUCAUUUUUGCUCUUAAUGUAAAAAUUUUAUGAUAUGCAUUGUUCAUUUUUGUUCUUAUUUUAAUUGUAUUUCUGAUAUGCAUUGUUGAGAUAAUGUUGUUUAUCCCAUUGAUUAUCUGGUUUACAAUACUGAUCCUGUCAAGUUAUUAACCCAAGAACAACUCAUUUUUAUGGUUUAUAUUUAUCUCUUGUUUGUCUUUUACAUGUACACCAUGUUUAGACAUGUCACGGAAAGGGAAAGAUAAAAUAGCGUCAUAUGAGGGUAGCCUAAAUGAGUGAAUUAAAUGGGAUGACGAUAAUACUCGUGUCUUGGUGGAGAUAUGUGUUGCUUUUAUGAAAUCUGCUAAGCGAGUCCCUGGCACUCGUAUCCCAAAACUAGAAUGGGAAGAACUUGUGGUCCAAUUCAAUGCAAAAACAGGUCUUAAAUACCCAAAACAAUCUUUAAAAAACAAAUGGGAUUUGCUCAGAAAGGAUUGGACCUUAUGGGUGAAGAUGACUGCAAAGGAUACGGGUAUCAGAUGGAAUGCUUUAACGCAAACAGUAACUGCCAGUGAUGAAUGGUGGGAGGAGAAAAUUAAGGAGAACAAAGAAUAUGCCAAGUUCCGUAAACAUGGGUUCAAGCAUAAGGCAGACCUCGAAUUCUGUUUUACUGGUACAUAUGCUACUGGUUCAUCAACAUUAGCACCUUCAAGUGGAUACAUCCCACCACCAAAAUACUCUGCUACUGAGGGUAAUCAAAAUACCCAAUCUCAAAAUGACUUGGAGACUUGGUUCGGAGAAGGAUAUGUGCUAGAGCCACCCAACACAUGCAGUGAUCCACCUAAUGAAGUAAACCUUGGUGAAUCACCAGUAAGAGCAACUGAAGAUGAUCUUGUGCUAGUUCACCUACUAAAGGUGUUAUGGUGACACCAUUGCACACAUCCGGAUCAUUAGGAAAGAGAUCAUUAGGAAAGAGAUCAUUCGACGGAUCAGUUACCAAGAACUCAAGUAAGAAGUGAUCGGUCACUAGAGCUGAUGAACAUGAGAUAAUAGCGAGAUUGGUAAAUGUUGUGGAGUCCCAUGUGUCUGUUAGUAACUCAGUGGCAGCACCUAGGGUCAGCAAUGUCAACAACAUCACUAUGGCCAUGGAUAUUCUUAGUCAGAUGAGGAGGGAGCAUGAAAUUUCUAAUAAUCUAAUUCUGUUUGCAGCUGACUUGUUUGCUGAUAGUCGUGCCAAAGCAGACAUGUUUUGUAGACUGGACCCUGAUUUGAGACUGCCAUAUCUGGAGAAGAAAUAUUUGGAGAGCAUGAAUAUGGGUGGUGUGUGAUGACUUCGGCCGCAUUAUUAACUAGACAUGUAGCAUGUUAUUAAGUAUAUGUUAAUGCUAUUAUUAACUUGACAUGUAGCAUGUUAUUAAGUAUUAUGUUAAUGAUAGUAUUAACUUGACAGGAAGCAUGUUAUGGAUUGUACUUAUUUUAAAUGGAUGAUAUGUUUAUAAU
Tripterygium wilfordii is the source of this 1757-nucleotide messenger RNA. Its product is annotated as L10-interacting MYB domain-containing protein-like. Bases 612 to 1184 code for a protein of 190 amino acids. The transcript is spliced from 2 exons. The record is from RefSeq and is a predicted model, not a curated record. NCBI's taxonomy places the organism in Eukaryota, Viridiplantae, Streptophyta, Magnoliopsida, Celastrales, Celastraceae.